Messenger RNA from Rotaria socialis, 3147 nucleotides. NCBI's taxonomy places the organism in Eukaryota, Metazoa, Rotifera, Eurotatoria, Philodinida, Philodinidae. The record is from the annotation of a GenBank genome assembly.
AUGGUUCAGCAUUGUGUCAAUGCUGCUAGUACAGAUUUUGCUUCGUACAAUGCUAAGAAACAACGUGAUGCUGCAGAUGUAGUUGGCAGUAAAUCUUCAUCGAUAAAUAGCAACAACAACAAUAAUAAUAAUGCGCUUCACCAUCAUAUACUUACAUUGGGCUCAAUGCAAUAUGGUACUGUUGAUUUUGUUUCUAAUGUAUUACCAUUGACAACACAUUCAUAUUCACCAAUAUCAAAUGAACCAUUGCCAUCUGAUUCAGCAUUGUACUAUAAAACAAAUACAACUGUAUCAUCAUCAUCAUCAUCUGGUUAUGAAUCUGUUCUAUCGAAUACAUCAAAAUCACGACGCUCAUUUUUUUCACGUUUAAAACGUUUAAUGAAUUUCCCAUCGACAAAAAAAUUGUCUGAUUAUCAAAUAUCAAAUAUAAAUAAUACGAAUGAACAAAAUUUGAAUAAUGUGACUUCACCAAUCGCAUUUAAAAAUCCAAAUCAAUCAGCAGGAAUGAAUAACAAUUCGAAUGAACAAAGAAAACAUUCUUUAACACGUGUAGAUAUUCGACGAAAAUCAACUCGUCGUACAUUAGCGCCAGCAACUCAACAUGUGCCAUUUGUAUAUGGACUUAAAAAUUGUGGCAAUACAUGUUUUAUCAAUGCAAUUGUUCAAUGUUUAUGCCAUACAGAACAGUUAGCCUCAUAUUUUCUUCGCAAAGGUUAUGAAAUCGACAUACGUAAUAUAAAAAAUGCAAUAGUUGAUUAUCAACAUUCAUCCACAUCGCAACUGCAUGGUUUUAAAGUAACAAAAUCGUUCGUACAAAUUUUUCAAGCCUUAUGGAAUAAUUCAUCGAAUACAACAUCAAAGUUAUCCUAUGAUUUUAAAACAAUCAUCGGUAAUCUCAAUCGACAAUAUUCCGGCAAUGAACAAAAUGAUGCUCAAGAAUUUUUAUUAUUUCUUAUUAAUACAAUUCACGAUGAAUUAAAUUUAGUUGCGAAUAAUAGAGUUCGACAACAAACUAAAAAUUCAUUUUCUUCGACAACAAUUUCUUCUCAAUCGUCAUCAUCACUUGCAUCUGUUGAAUUAGCACGACGUGCUUGGUCAGAUUAUACAGAUGCAAAUCAAAGUAUCAUAACGUCGACAUUCAGUGCACAACUUCAUUCAACAUUACGUUGUAAUCAAUGUAAACAAGAGAGUAAAACGUUCGAACCCUACUUAUUAUUAUCAUUACCAAUACCGCAAAAAAUUAUUAAACCUGUUUUUAUUACUGUUGUCUUUCUUAACCAAUCGCCUAAACAAUUACAAAUUGCUUUAUGUUUACCAGUAACCAAUACAGUGAAAGAUGUACGAGAAGCAAUUGCUCAACAAUCAAAUCUUGAUCCAAAUGAUCUUGCUCUUGUCGAAAUACAACAGCAUACUGGUUUUUCUCAAGUAUUUCACGAUACAGAGCCAAUGUCUCGAUUAACACAUGAUAUUUUUGCUAUACAAUUUCCGUCGUCAAGAACAGAAAGUAAUGAACAUGUUGCAUCUGCUGCCGACUCAACGAAUCAAUCAUCAUUAUCGAAUAAUUCAUAUGUUAAUUUACUUGUACUUAAUCGUGUACGACUUAAUUCUGGCCUUGUUCAAAGAUUUGGUGCACCGAUAGCUGUUCGUGUGCCCCGUGAGUCAAAUUAUCGUGCAUUGCAAUUGUCAAUCAUAAAAGCUCAACGAUCAAUCAUACGUGAUGAAGCCAUGGAGUAUGCACAAGAAUUUGUUGUUUUUCAAUUAUCAUUGAUUGAUCAAUAUCAAUCGACUUCUUGUGAAACAAUAAAAAAAGAAUAUCCAAUUCUGUAUGAUGUUCAAUGGCCACUUUAUCUUGAGAAAAUUGUUGAAAUACUUGAUGCAUACGAUGGUCCCGGCCUUGGACCCUCACAUAUACAAGUUUAUGCAAAUUGGCAUGAAAAAUAUCUCGGACAGUUUAUAUCGAAAUGGGGUUCAAGUGAUGAUAAACCAGAUAUUCAUCAAUCGGUUGCUCAAGCACGUGCAGCUCUACAUCAACCAUCAUCAUCAUCGUCGAUAUCUUUAGCUGAUUGUUUUUCAUUAUUUACACAAUCGGAAAGUUUAAAUCAUGAUGAUGCAUGGAUGUGUACACAUUGCCGUCGAAAAGAGAAUGGAACAGUAAAAAAUUUGAAAAUUUCUACAUUACCACCAGUUUUAAUUAUACAUUUAAAACGUUUUUGUCAAACAAAAAUGUCAAAUUCAAAAUUAGUCUAUCCUGUACAAUUUCCACUGGUGGGUCUUGAUGUUAGAGGAUUUUUAUCAACGAAAAAAAAUAAUGACGAUAGUGGAGUUGAUGAUGAUGAUCAACAACAAAAACAAUAUGGACUCUAUGACCUUUAUUCUGUUUGUAAUCAUCGUGGGAGUAUGUCAAAUGGACAUUAUACUGCGUAUUGUAAAAAUUCAGUAACAGAAAAAUGGUUUUGUUAUGAUGACCAUCUUGUAUCUGAAUUGGAUCCAUCUCGUGUAUGUACUCCAGAUGCAUAUAUAUUAUUUUAUCGUUGUCGUGAUACUCCAUCAUCUACACCAUCGGAAUCUAUUACUAAAUCAUCAUCAUCUCAUUCGCAACUACAACAAAUCGAUGCAACAGUAGAUGAUUUUGAUGAACGAUUAAAUCUAUAUUAUUCAUCAUCUUCAUCCAAUCUUCAAGCAUCAACACCAGAAGAAGAUUUAACCUGGCCAAUCACAAACGAAAAGCAACAUCAUUAUACUCUACAACCACCAUUACCAUUACCACGAAAACUUUUAACUCCACUACCAUCGACAUCAUCAUCCCCAGAUGAAUUUCCUUCAACACAAACAGCACCCUGUCCAAUGCCUCGAGUACGUAAACCACAGUAUAAAAUCGACGUAGAUAUGCUGCCAUCUGGAAUAAUCUUACCACCAUCACCUCCAACAAGACGACAACAACGAAUGACACCAACUACUAAUUAUCUCUAUCCGAUCUCAUCAACACCAUUAAAUAAUAUAAUUGAGCCAUUGAAUGAUUUUUAUUCAUCUUCACAACGGUAUAAUGAUACAGAACGAUUGAAUCCUUGGAGUCAUUAUAAUAGUCAACGAUAUGCUGAUAGUGAGCAGGAACCUACAGUAGUUUAUUCAAGAAACAUUUUACGAUAG